AUUGUCUACGUCAUCACCAAGCGUCAGCUGUUUCGCGCAAUUGCCGCAUCUGCUUUGCUCAAACGGCUGAGCUAAAAACUAGAAACUGAAAUCCGCUUGUUAAAGGAACCAUACUCAAACCCAGUUGUUCAAAGACUUUGCUAAAUUGUGUUACUACUUGUUUUUUAGGCGUACUGUUCUAUGUGUAAGGGUAGCGGAGGACUCUGACAGGCUAUCUUUAACUUCUACCAUAGCUUGUAAAGUGUUGCUGUUUGCUUGCGGCUGACUCGGCCAGGGGAGAACAUCUGUGAGUCAGAGGAUGGACAGUGAAAUCCAACGAGACGGGAGAGUCCUGGACCUCACUGAUGAUGCCUGGAGGGAAGACCGACUGCCGUAUGAAGAUGUCACCAUCCCUCUGACUGAAUUGCCUGAGGCUGAGCAGGACAACGGAGGCUCCACAGAGUCUGUGAAAGAACAAGAGAUGAAGUGGACAGACCUCGCCCUGCAGAGCUUGCACGAAAACACACCGAGCACUGGAAGCUGAAAGACUAAUCAGGAAUCCAACCGUAGGACAGAAAAAGAAAGUGGACAAUGGAUUCAAAGACACAUUUUAUUGUGUCUUUUGAAUUAUUUAAAUUAUGUUCCAACUAAGCUGAAAUGAUGGAAAAUGUAUUUUGCUUUACUUUUGGAUUUAUACUGUAGUACUUAUAAA
This is a messenger RNA of Anoplopoma fimbria (sablefish), 691 nucleotides long. RefSeq names its product anaphase promoting complex subunit 13 (gene anapc13). The record is from RefSeq and is a predicted model, not a curated record. The coding region runs from base 299 to 523 and encodes 74 amino acids. Gene Ontology annotation, biological process: protein K11-linked ubiquitination. Gene Ontology annotation, cellular component: anaphase-promoting complex. NCBI's taxonomy places the organism in Eukaryota, Metazoa, Chordata, Actinopteri, Perciformes, Anoplopomatidae. The transcript has 2 exons.